AUGCUUAGUUGUCCGCCCUGGUUACCCAUUUUGGCGGGCGACUGUUCAUGCUUGCCCCGAGUUGCGCUCCAGGCUACUGUGGUCGACCUUGACCCAAAACCACUGAGCAAGUUAAAAGAACGACCGUCUGUGGACAACCAGAUAGUCGAGGCCUUUCUGGCUGCCGUGGCGGACACACGACAAACUACUGAGACUCCCACUAACACUGCAGAUUCUGGCGAAGCCUCGAGCCUCUUCAGCCAGAACAACUCUUCAAAAUAG
This is a messenger RNA of Protopolystoma xenopodis, 261 nucleotides long. The record is from the annotation of a GenBank genome assembly. Lineage: Eukaryota; Metazoa; Platyhelminthes; Monogenea; Polystomatidea; Polystomatidae.